GGCGGCGGUGCCGGUGCGGGGGCCGCGAUGCUGCGGCUGCGCUGCAAGGCCCGCAGCGGGUCCCACGCGCUGCCCGCGCUGUCCCCGCACUCCCCGCUCCGCGACAUGCAGGCCGCGCUGGCCGCGCUCACCGGCGUGCCCGCCCCCGCCCAGCGUCUGCUGCUCGGCUUCCCGCCGCGCUCCCUCGACCUCAGCGACGGCGAGCGGCGGCUCGGCGAGCUCGGCAUCCACUCGGGUGACACCCUCAUAGUCGAGGAGGACACGUCCAAGCCCGACCCCGACCCGCCUGUGGUGGCCAAGAGAACCAUGUCCCACCCGCUCAGGGAGGCCGUGCCCGUGCUGGCCAGGAGGGUGGUCCCAGCAGACAAUUCCUGCCUGUUCACCAGCGUGUCCUACGUGGUGGAGGGCGGCGUGUACGACCCCGGCUGCGCCCCGGAGAUGCGGAACCUCAUCGCCCAGAUCGUGGCGAGCGACCCCGAGUCCUACUGCGAGGCCGUGCUGGGCAAAACCAACAGGGAGUACUGUGACUGGAUCAGGAGGGAGGACACCUGGGGGGGGGCCAUCGAGGUGUCCAUCCUGUCCAAGUUCUACCAGUGCGAGAUCUGCGUGGUGGACACGCAGACCGUGCGCAUCGACCGCUUCGGGGAGGACGCCGGCUACGCCAAGCGCGUCCUGCUGAUCUACGACGGGAUCCACUACGACCCCCUGGAGCGCCGGAUCCCCGACUCGGACAUUCCCCCCCAGACCAUCUUCUCCACGAGCGACGACGUGGUGCUGGCGCAGGCCCUGGAGCUGGCGGACGAGGCCAGGAGGAAGAGGCAGUUCACGGACGUGAACCGCUUCGCCCUGCGCUGCAUGGUGUGCCAGAAGGGACUCACGGGGCAGCUGGAGGCCAGGGAACACGCCAAGGAGACUGGACACACCAACUUCGGGGAGGUGUGACACGGGCAGCAUGAGGAUGGUUCCAUCAACUACCUCACCGGUCCAGGAUCAGAUUCUGGAUUCCCCCAGAUAAGCUGUUUGCAACCAUAAGGAAAACUCCGUUCGUGACAAAAAAA
Messenger RNA from Pipra filicauda (Wire-tailed manakin), 1058 nucleotides. RefSeq names its product YOD1 deubiquitinase (gene YOD1). The coding region runs from base 28 to 942 and encodes 304 amino acids. The record is from RefSeq and is a predicted model, not a curated record. Gene Ontology annotation, biological process: endoplasmic reticulum unfolded protein response; protein deubiquitination. NCBI's taxonomy places the organism in Eukaryota, Metazoa, Chordata, Aves, Passeriformes, Pipridae. The transcript is spliced from 2 exons. Gene Ontology annotation, cellular component: cytosol; nucleus. Gene Ontology annotation, molecular function: cysteine-type deubiquitinase activity; protein binding.